AAAAUUUCGUGGCGUGCUGGCUGCUCCUCGUAGCAGUCAGUCGAUCUGCGUCAGUCUAGUAGGGAGGGUAUCGUCGCAUUAAUGCGAAAAUUCCGCUUUUAUUCGCGGUCGGUACCAAAUUAAGGGUCAUUAAUUAAUUAAAUUGACCGUAAUGACUAUCAUCCUCUUUCUUGUAGACACUAGUGCGUCUAUGAAUCAACGUACUUAUUUAGGAACAGCAUUGAUUGAUGUAGCCAAAGCAGCAGUUGAAAAUUUUAUGAAGAGCCGAUCCCGCGAUGGGAGCAGUAGAUGGGACCGUUACAUGCUUCUGACUUUCGAAGAUCCUCCAGCGAAUGUGAAGGCUGGCUGGAAAGAAAGUCACAUGACUUUUGCUUCGGAACUUAAAAACUUGAAAGCAUCAGGAUUGUCAUCUUUAGGUCCAUCUUUGAAACAUGCCUUUGAUUUACUCAAUCUAAAUAGAAUGACCAGUGGCAUAGAUACAUAUGGUCAGGGACGUAGUCCAUUUUACAACGAGUCUACAAUUAUCAUUGUGAUAACUGAUGGUGGACACUUGACAACGCCUAAUGGAAUACAAACAGAGUUGAAUCUUCCUAUGAACUCUGGUAUACCUGGAGCUGAGCUGACUAAAGAACCAUUCCGCUGGGACCAGAGAAUCUUCAGUGUGGUCAUGAGGCUUCCUGCGAGUGUUCCACCUGAUGUGUCAGCCUUCCCCUUUAUACCCUCUGCAGAGAACACUGCCAUUGAUGUCAUGUGUGAAGUAACAGGAGGAAGAUCAUAUGCAGUGUAUAGCCAGAAGAUGCUAAAUGCUGCAGUCGAGUCUCUUGUACAAAAAGUCCAGUGUGGAGUUGUCAUCAAUUUUGAGAAGUUUGGCCCUGACCCGCCACCAAUUAAUGACUCGAUUCGUAUGGACCCAGAAGGGAAUGGAAGUGCUAAAGAAAACCUGGAUAUCAAUCGACCAAUACAGAUUGAUGGCGCUGAAGAUAAAAAGACUGCCAACCAUCUAAACCAACCCCAGUCCACAGCAUGGCACAGCUGUCGUAAACUAAUUUAUGUGCCUCGCUCAGCACAAAAAGGUCACUGUACUGGCCACUGGCCAAUACCUGAAGGUUACUGGCCAGAUAUCACAAGUCCAACACUGCCCCCUCGUACAGCUCAUCCCAUUGUUCAGUUUUCCUGCCAACCUUCGGACCCACUGGUGAUAGAGAAUUUACCAUUUGAUAAGUAUGAGUUGGAGCCCUCACCGCUGACACAGUAUAUACUGGAGAGAAGGCAGCCCAAUACUUGCUGGCAGGUUUUUGUUGCCAAUAGCUCAAAGUUUAGUGAGAUCUAUCAUCCAUUUGGCUAUUUGAAGGCCAGCAGUUCUCUGACAACAGUUAAUCUCUUUGUGAUGCCUUACAAUUACCCUGUUUUAUUGCCUUUGUUAGAUGAACUGUUCAAAGUUCACAAUUUAAAGCCCAAUCAGCAAUGGCGACAGAGGUUUGAGAAUUAUCUGAAAACUAUGCCAGGGUAUUAUGCACCAAAUCUUCGCAGAGCUUUAGCUCGAAUGGGUGCACCGAAUCUAGUUUCUGACAAUAUGGACAAUUGCCUUAGUUACAGUGUUAUAACCUAUCUGAAAAAGUUGAAGAAUCAGGCCAGAAUAGAGAUGGACAGACUGAAUGCCUCAAUUGGACAAAAGCCAUCUCGGCAUGAAGGGAUUAAAGUGAACUCGAGGAGCAAAACAUCAAUACUUCAGAGGAAAGAUUUUAAUCAGUUGCUGGCCAAUCUGGGAGGAAAUAUUGCAAGUCUGAAGCAAGAACUUCAGCAUGACUACAGUGGUUUUACAUUGGCCGUUGAAGACUUAGAUGUAAAACCACAGUUUUAUAGAAAUCCAUAUGAUAUACCUCGAAAAAGUCUGAUUGAUCAGAUCAGCCGAAUGAGAAACAACUUCUUGAGAACAUCCAUCAAUUCUGAAUCUCUUAUUGACCUUGAUGAAAGGCACCGGGUUCCUAUCAGUCAGAUGGGCAAUUAUCAAGAAGUGUUAAAGAAACAGCCGCCAGCCCUCAGGGAGUUAGAGAGCACACCCACCAGGCUACAUAUGUUUGGCAAUCCAUUCAAAGUGAACAAACAGCUGACAGUUGAUGAAGCUGAAGAAGCUAUUGUGAUAGGAAAUUCCCCAAGAAAAAGAUCAGCACCAGAAAGUCCCCCCAAUUCUCCACAUCGUAAAAGAAAGCCAGGUCCAUUGCCUCGAGACAUACCUUAUAGACGACCAUCUGUUUCUUCCAUCACACCACCUGCUAGUCCAGCACCAUCAUCUGUGUCAGAUUCUGAAUUUGAAGAUGAAACACCGUUACAGAUAAUUACAGAUUCAGAUGAUGACUCUGCCAGCUUGUCUAGUGACAAUGAAGAUAGUUCCUCUGUGUUAAAUCAUGUGAACUCUUCUCAGCCAAGCACCAACACAACUCCAAGUGAGAAUGGCCUCUCUGAUCACACUGGGGUUAAUGCUCUUGUCGAGGACAGACUGACUGACAUACUGACUGACAGUUUUAUUGGCAACAAAAAGGAGCAGCAGGUUUGGAGUUUCAACCGGCAAUUAAAAAGGUUGAUAACCAAAGAAGUUAAGAAACCAGGCAAAAAUUUUAAGAAAUUGUUUGAGCAGCUAAAGACUGUACAGGGAGGGGUGAAAGUUCACGCUGAGUUUGUCAAAGAAAUCAUUUCUGAAGCUCGGAGGUUUAAGAGAAAAUCACUUGUCCAAGAUUUGGAAAAGUUCAUGCAUACUCUUUACAAUGGGAACAUUACCAAAGUGAACAACACAUUCUCCAAGUCAUCUUUCAGUUGAUGCUAGGACAACACGCCAACACCAAUGCCUUACACACUCACUUUGUGUGAUGUGAAACACUGCAAGCAUUCAUAUCUCCUGCAAGUCCUGGCCAAAUGGUCUUGUUUAGAAGGGCCAAACAAAUCAAGUUGUCUAAUCGGUCCUGAAGUAGGUCUCACAUGGCAAGAGCUGUAGCUGUGCACAAUGGAUUCCUGCUUUGGCUGGUCAAUAACUGUAGAAGUGAAUUACAUUUGUUCCCUACCAGCUCAUCUGGUAUGUACAAGUGUCUGAGGCAAGCUGUGAUUUGUAUUGGAUUUGUUUCACUUGUCAACGAAGGGUCCAGGUUGUGUAACUGUAGGCAAGAUACAAGGAUAGAGGAAUGUUAAAGCGCUGGUCGCUUUCUGUCAAGUUGGAUUGUCACCUUGUUGGGAUAGAGACGUGGACAAGUUUCUCAACUCUCAACACAGCGGAUAUACCUGAGGGGAUACAAUGCUUCUCAGUCAAAUGGAGAUAUGAUCUUAAGAUGAGGCUAGUUGCAUGUAUUUGCAAAAUGUAUUCAGUCUUGUAGAGAGUAGUCUGAAAUCCUCGUGAGAUCAGAACUUCUUGAAGUUUGAUUCCAACUUCUAAGCCCAGGGAUGACAGUGAUAUGAUGUAUAGCCAUUACCUGACUCUAGCUAGUCAGCCUGUGCCACAGAACAACAGAGCUGUGUUGUUCUGCCCAACAACUUCAGUGACCAAGUGCUGCUUAGCAUUUGAUAUUAUCUGUGAUAUUUACUUAGUACAUAUGUUGAGCUUUUCUCUUUGUGUUAAUGAGCCAUCGUUGAAUUCAGUUUGUUCAGUAGACACUGGUACCCAUUCCCAGAGGUAGUGAUUAAAAGGCAUAACUAUUUGCUUACAUUUUUAAUACUGUAGGUUUUUUUUCUUUCUGGGUCUUAUACCAUUCAACUUUUCAGGUGUAGAUUUAGUUGACAACAUAGGCUAUUUCUAUCCAGAAGUCCAGGAUGGAUUCAGAACUGUUGUAGUUCCACUUUGUAAGCAAAACCUCCUACAGCAGUACCUAAAGUACCAGUGCUAUUUUUUUUUUUUUUUACUUUGUUUUAAUAAAAAAAAAUAUUUUGAAAACUA
This is a messenger RNA of Biomphalaria glabrata, 3919 nucleotides long. RefSeq names its product integrator complex subunit 6-like. Gene Ontology annotation, cellular component: integrator complex. Gene Ontology annotation, biological process: snRNA 3'-end processing. NCBI's taxonomy places the organism in Eukaryota, Metazoa, Mollusca, Gastropoda, Planorbidae. The transcript is spliced from 19 exons. The coding region runs from base 152 to 2815 and encodes 887 amino acids. The record is from RefSeq and is a predicted model, not a curated record.